Molecule: messenger RNA, 2704 nt
Organism: Syngnathus acus (greater pipefish)
Lineage: Eukaryota; Metazoa; Chordata; Actinopteri; Syngnathiformes; Syngnathidae
Product: nucleobindin-2-like
Exons: 13
Coding region: 9-1568 (519 amino acids)
Cellular component (GO): extracellular exosome; endoplasmic reticulum-Golgi intermediate compartment
Molecular function (GO): calcium ion binding
Source: RefSeq, a predicted model, not a curated record
AGAAAGAAAUGCUACGACUUGCACCUCCCAUGAGCGGACUAACAAGCCACUUGCCGACAGAGCUCCGGCAGUGGAGGCGAUUAUUAAAGCAAACAAUGUUUUACACCCAAAGUAACAUGUGGUGGAGUCGUGUCAGCUGGAUUCUGGUUCUGAUGCUGGUCCAGCUGCUCACUUUAGAGGCUGUUCCCAUCAGUAAGGACAAGACCAAAAUGACGGAGCCAGAGGUGAAAAUUGAAGAUGCUCCUGCUAGUGUGGACACUGGGCUCCACUAUGACCGUUACCUCAGAGAAGUCAUCGAUUUCCUAGAAAAAGAUGAACAUUUCAGAGAAAAACUCCACAAUACAGACAUGGAAGAUAUCAAGCAAGGUAAACUCGCCAAAGAGCUGGACUUUGUCAGCCACCACGUUCGAACCAAACUGGACGAGUUGAAGAGGCAGGAGGUUAGUCGACUCAGGACCCUCAUCAAGGCUCGGCAUGAUCUUGAAGGUGGAAACGAUAUCGCAGUGGACCACCAGGCUCUCCUGAAACAGUUUGAAUACUUGAACCACAUGAACCCACACACAUUCGAAGUGGACGACCUGGAUCGCCUAAUAAAAUCGGCCACAAACGAUCUGGAGAACUUUGACAAAGAGAGGCACGAGGAGUUCAAGCGUUAUGAAAUGAUGAAGGAGCACGACAGACAGGAACACUUGAAGACGCUGGAUGACGACGAACGAAAGCGAGAGGAGGAGCACUAUGAGGAGCUGAGGAAAAAACAUGCUGAUCACCCCAAAGUCAACCACCCGGGUAGCCAGAAUCAACUCAAGGAAGUGUGGGAAGAUACAGAUGGCUUAGACCCGGAAGAUUUUGAUCCCAAAACUUUCUUCAAUUUGCACGACACCAACGGCGAUGGCUUCUUUGAUGAACAGGAACUGGAGUCGCUGUUCACCAAGGAGUUGGAAAAACUCUACGAUCCCACUAAUGAAGAGGACGAUAUGGUGGAAAUGGAGGAGGAGAGGUUACGCAUGAGGGAACACGUUAUGAAUGAGGUGGAUUCAAACAAAGACAGGCUGGUGUCUUUAGACGAGUUCAUGACUGCUACAAAUAAAAAAGAAUUCUUGGAGCCAGAUAGCUGGGAGACUUUGGAGCAGAACCAGGCCUACACGGAUGAGGAGAUGAGGGACUUUGAGGAGCACCUCGCUCGACAAGAGCAGGAGCUCCACCAGAAGUCUGUUGACCUUCAGAAGCAGAGAGAUGAGCUGGAGCGGCAACAGGAGCAGCUGAACGCGCAGAAAGUAGAGUUGCAACAGGCAGUUGAUCAUAUGGAACGACUCAAGGCUGAAAAACUAGAACCCCCUCCGGAGGUCCAUGUCGAAGGAAAUGCCUUACCGGAGAUGCAUGCAGUUGACGAUCAACAGCAACACGACCGGGUGGCCCUCGUCCAAGAGCAUCAGCCUGCGGAGCAGGUUCAUCAAGAUGCGGCUCAGGACCCAAGUCAACACCAGAAUCAGCAGGUGGGCGAGCAACCACACCAGGAUCUGCCGCCGGGCCACCAAGGAAGUCCACAGGUUGAGAACCACUAUCCAUAGGGCCUUCAACACUGGACUUCUGCAACCUCGUCCAAUCUAAGAGUGUCUGGCCUUUUCCACCAUGAUGACUGAUUGGUGCUUUUGAACACACUCAGGGGUCAGGACGAUGAAGCACACAAGAUGAACAAUGCUAGUAUUUGGUGCCCGACUUGCGAAUCACAUUAUGGAUUUUCAGGAGCAUUUUGUCAACAUAACGACAGCUAAGGGACAUUAUUUUUCAAGGCCUGUGGAAAAAGUCACUUUAGACAGACCACCAGAGUACUAUGAUGUGAAAUUUUGAAUAGAUUUUUUUUUUUUCUGAAUUUUUUUUGGGGUAAACAUGAAUUACCAUUAAGAACACAGAUAGUAUGCUGUUUGUUCACCACUUAUCACAAUUGCCACACAUUAUUGCCAUUCUUUUAAUUGGUUACCUUCAUUUUUGUUAACCUAAUCUAGGCAAUCAUUAUCUGUUAAAAUUUGAGCACUGAGCUGCCAAGACUGGAAUAAAGUUAAUUUGGCACAGAACUUCCUCCUUUGGUAACACCCAAUCAUUUGAUUGGUGUUAGUGUAGGAGUUGGAGGUUGUUGACAUUUUAAGGCCAUUUUUUGUAAUCGUAUACAUAACUGUAUAUGACAUUUAUUUGAUCAUAAUUGAUCAUUUUUAACUUAUUGGACAGCUAUUGCUAAAAACGUUUUUUUAAUUGAACAGCAAAAUUUGGGCAUUUGGUGUUUUAGUUGCAUCUGACCUUUAACUACUGAAUUUGAAAAAGGGCAAAAAAGGAGAGGCAUACUUGCUGUAAUGCACAAACUCUGCAUUCAGCUCAUUUAUGUGAUAUGUUGUACAUGAAGUGACGUAAUUUGAAGGAUUGAAAUUUUAGGUCAGAUGUGAUGUCACUUGACAUGCCGUGCAAUGUUGUUUUGUGUUCAUCUCUUCUUUGCAUCUGCAAAAUGGAAUAUUUUCUUAGUUUUUUUAACAUACAAACAUACUCCCAAGCUAUUAUUUCUUUGUGCCAAGAAGUUUUCUUUGUGAAAAUUCUGCAUAAAAGGUUUGCACAAUAGGUUCACGUGGUUCUGUUAUUGCUUGCUGCUGGAUUUAAUUGUCAAGUGUUUGCUACUGUAUGCCUCAUUUCAAGACAAUAAAAUUAAUACAUCCAUUCA